AAAGGCGUAAAACAAAAAGAAAUUCAUCGGCUAAUAGCGGUGCUGUAAAAAUUAAAACUCUCUCCUUGACUAAUAAAGUAAUGAUAAAGCUCAGCACAUAUUAUGGACUAGCAAUUUUAAGAAACUCGGAAUCUCUUGAAGAAAUGAAGAAAGCUGUAUGGGCAACGUACUACCACCUAACCUCCACAGACAAAAAACCGCAACACUUUUACUGUCCAGAGGGAUUGACUUCGUGGUGCGAAUAUCAGAAACUCAAAGCUCAGAAUCAACAAGAUACUUUUUCACAUCCACCCGCAUUUGAUGAAGAUAUAGCGAAAAUUUUAAAGCCAAUUUACGAAGAAUUAUCGUCGAAUGAUCUGUUGGAAAGAUGCUUAGGAAAAAAUACACAGAAUAACAACGAAAGCUUUAACAGCUGCGUUUGGAAUAUGGCUCCGAAGCAUAUUUUCGUUGGAAAAAAAACAUUAGAAAUCGCAACACUAACAGCAGCAUGCACAUUCAAUGAGGGAUUUAUGCCUAUCUUAAAAAUUAUGGAGGUUAUGGGUGUCCAAAUCGGCACGAAUGGUAUGAAUUACGCUAAAAAGUACAACGAGUUAAGAAUUAGGAGGGCAGAAAAAAAAGCAUCCGAAACAUCGAAACAGGCCAGGUCUUCGCGAAGAGCGGAUAGAGUCGCUGAAAAUGAUGCCUAUGAAGAAACUGAAGGCCUGCUUUACGCACCAGGGAUUGCCGAUUAAUAUGACGUCAUCGGAUGUCAUCAUCACCGCAGGCCACGUAUAUAAAUAUUUUAUUGU
Molecule: messenger RNA, 788 nt
Organism: Leptopilina heterotoma
Lineage: Eukaryota; Metazoa; Arthropoda; Insecta; Hymenoptera; Figitidae
Exons: 2
Coding region: 81-731 (216 amino acids)
Source: RefSeq, a predicted model, not a curated record